UCGACGAAUUCGUAACUUGCAAAUUAAAUAAUCAAUACGAAAUUCGUAUCAGCUAGACCGCAAAUAUUGACGUUAAAGAGAGUAAGCGAGCUUAUAUAGGAUGUUGAUGAACGUUGCGAUCUUACUUUCGUUCUUACGUGACGCCGGCGUACAAGUGCACGGAGAACAGAAAUAAAAAUAUUAAAAAGAUGGAGUCCUGGUUUUGUUUGUGUCUGUUGCUCUCUGUCAGUUGUGGAGUGGUCAAGUGCUUAGGAAUCGAGCAAUUCUGGACAGACGAUUACAAGACGUUUGAGAACGUUUACGGGAAGACAUCAGACAAGGAAAUAUACGGCGCAACUUUACCGCCUGCCGUCAAACAAGGCGUCAAACGCGAGGCCUCCGAGAAGAAGGAACAUCACCAGCUUAAGUACGACAGAGACGCAUUCGACAUCCACACCGCAGACACAAAUACGGAAUCAAAAAAACCAGCCAUUUCAACGCAGAGCUUCAUAAAAUACACAGAUUUUAUACCAAUAGCCCAUACUACAGAUCCGGAAAACUAUGGUUAUUUAAAGCAAUUAGAAAAUUAUGAGAAAGAUAACUCAAAAUUUAGUGCACCCUUUCUUACUGCGAGUUUCAAAUCACACGCUUCGAACACUUACAAAAGCAUCAGAGAUAUUAUUGAAUCGGAUCAACAUAAAAACACUUUAGACAGUGUUACAGUUAGUGAGAAUAAACUUAAAAACAGGCCGGUUAGGUUCAGGAAUGAUUCGCUGAAAUCGAAAUGCAUUUCUGGAAGGUGCAAUAAAAUAUCUUCAAUCAGAGGAACGAAGCCUUACGUCGCUAGAAUAAAACAUAGGAUUGUUAAGUAUUAAUUUGAUUGCAACGGAUAUGUACAGAAAUAUUCGUUGUGAUUUUAAGACUAAUUUAUGAAGUAGUUGUUUUAGUUAGGUUAUUAGACGAAAUUUUCUAUUUUAAUUUUAGUAAAAUUUUUGUAGUUUAAUAUUUAAUAAAUAGUUAAAGCUUUGGUUUUUA
This is a messenger RNA of Bombyx mori (domestic silkworm), 1014 nucleotides long. RefSeq lists its product as uncharacterized. Bases 189 to 854 code for a protein of 221 amino acids. The transcript has 3 exons. Lineage: Eukaryota; Metazoa; Arthropoda; Insecta; Lepidoptera; Bombycidae. The record is from RefSeq and is a predicted model, not a curated record.